UCUCACCUACCCAAGGAGAGAAGACCGCUCCAAGACAGUGAGAGCUUCCCUGCAUUCUCAGUGCACAGUCCCUGAAUCGACCUCACAGGAGUAACCUGGCCUUAACUUUUUGCGCUUGUUUUACUCUAAUUUCUCUCCAUCCCCCUGGACACUCCGCUGCAUAUUUUUUUGGGGGGGUCUUUUGUUUUCCGGAUCUUCACCCUUUCCCUCAGGCCUCUCCAUGGCUCCCUUAGCUGAAGUUGGGGGCUUCCUGGGCGGCCUGGAGGGCUUGGGCCAGCAGGUGGGCUCGCACUUCCUAUUGCCUCCUGCCGGGGAACGGCCGCCGCUGCUGGGCGAGCGCCGGGGAGCGGCGGAGCGGGGCGCCCGCGGAGGGCCAGGGUCUGCGGAGCUGGCGCACCUGCAUGGCAUCCUGCGCCGCCGGCAGCUCUACUGUCGCACCGGUUUCCACCUGCAGAUCUUGCCCGAUGGCAGCGUUCAGGGCACUCGGCAGGACCACAGCCUCUUCGGUAUCCUGGAAUUCAUCAGUGUGGCGGUGGGACUUGUCAGUAUUAGAGGUGUGGACAGUGGUCUUUACCUUGGAAUGAAUGACAAAGGAGAACUUUAUGGAUCAGAGAAACUAACUUCUGAAUGCAUCUUUAGGGAGCAAUUUGAAGAGAAUUGGUAUAAUACCUACUCAUCUAACAUAUAUAAACAUGGAGACACUGGCCGAAGGUAUUUUGUGGCACUCAACAAAGAUGGAACUCCAAGAGAUGGUGCCAGGUCCAAAAGACAUCAAAAAUUCACACAUUUCUUGCCUAGACCAGUUGACCCAGAAAGAGUUCCAGAAUUGUACAAGGACUUACUGAUGUACACUUGAAGCAUGGUAGUGUUUUUAUUGAAGAAUGAAACCACACUGUCCUUUUAUUUUCAUAGUUCCCAUCAUUAAAUAAUAAUAAGCAAGGAAGAUAUUCAGAAUAUUAUUGUCUGAUUUUUACUGGGAGAUUAAAUUUGGAAAGAAGAGUGAAAAAAAUUGACUUGAAGUAGAUCAAGAUCACUCUUUGUAAGUGGAUUAAGUUUACUUGGUUCAGUUCACUGGCUCAAUCCUUAACCAGUACAUGGAAGCUGAAAAAUCAGUUCAAUUCUGGAUAAAGGGAAUUCCACCUAGUUUGCUGCUGGUGCCUCACCUCUUUGGAUUAUGUUUACUUUGAAUGUUACAUUAAAAAUAGAUACUUCAUGUUGAAGACAUGGACUGACAUAGUUGGCCAUGAUUAUUGCCUCGAAAAUUCUGAGGACCUUGUAUGAUUUUGCGAGUUAUGGCAGCGCAUGUAAAACAACAACAGCAAAACAACAACAAACAUACAACAUCCUGAUGACCACGGACUAUAAAAUAUGCCACACCAAGUUGGAACAUUUUUAAAAAGAAUGGACCUAUUUAUACAUUUUCAAUUUGCAAAUAUUUAUUAUAUAUUUAUUUAUUAAAGAGUUUAUUUUUUACUGGUGUAUGAAGAUGAUACAAAGAGUAAAAAAAACCACAAAACUUCAAUGAUUGUGCCAUUGCUUUGUUGUGGUAUCUUGGGCUAUAAA
Messenger RNA from Ictidomys tridecemlineatus (thirteen-lined ground squirrel), 1563 nucleotides. RefSeq names its product fibroblast growth factor 20 (gene Fgf20). NCBI's taxonomy places the organism in Eukaryota, Metazoa, Chordata, Mammalia, Rodentia, Sciuridae. The record is from RefSeq and is a predicted model, not a curated record. Gene Ontology annotation, molecular function: growth factor activity.